AUCUCCAGACCUGCACGCCCACACGCCGGCGUGAGGGUUGCCGCCACCGAGCCUUGACGCCAUACGAAGACUCCUACCGCCGCAGCUGAUCAUGUUGGAGUCGUUGGGGCGCUCCAGAGGCCAGCAGUCGUACUCGCUGUUAUCCAGAUCGUGCCAGCAGGUCGCAGGAUAAGAUGCAGGCGGACGGUGGAAGGUCUCACCCAGAUCACCAAGCGGAGCUUGAUCUUCAUAAUGGAUCGGACCCGAUUCGGAUAGAGGGCGUGAUGUGCUAUGAUGGACGGAACCGGGAUUGAGCAGGUGGAGGAGGACGCGGCAGAUUGGAUCGAAAUGGAGCGGACCGCAGGAAGGCGUCUGCAGCUCUUGGUGGUCUGCGUUCGGAAGCGGAGAUCCUAUUCACCCCCCCCCCCCUCACCCCCCCAUAACGCUUUUAAAGUGAGUCAGGGAGGUGGCAGCCCGGGCGACAUGCUAACACGCUGCCACAGCAGGGGAAGGAGCAGUGAAGGACAUUUUGGGAAAAAAUUGUCGCAAUCAACUUGAGAAGGGCCAAAGAAAAAGGGGGGACCUGCGUGGGGGGAAAAAAGAAGAGCCGCAAUUGUGGGUGUGUUCCCGGCUAUAAGUGGCCGCUCGUACCUGCUGCGUCAGCCUCACCACGCGCGUACUGCCAUCAAGUCGGCCGGGCUCUGCAAGUUGUGCUCUCUCCUCUUCAGAUGUCGCAGCAUAUUGCCUUGAACCUCUGCCUGCUGGUGCUGCCAGUGAUGUCACUGCUGCUCUUCUCUCCCAUUGGUCGGAGCGAGGAGAACGUCACGCUCAGCCCGGGCUGCCACUUGCACCCGUUCAACUUGAGCGUCCGCAGCGAUCGGCGAGGCACGUGUCGAGGCACCCACCUGGUGCACGCCUGCGUGGGCUACUGCGAGUCCAGCGCCUUCCCGUCCAGAUACUCGGUGCUGGUGGCCUCCAACUUCACCCGCAACGUCACGUCGGCGGCCCGAUGCUGCGCCAUCACCAAGGAGGCCAAGGUCAAGGUCCGGCUGGAGUGUCCCGGUGGGCGGCGCCACGACGAGUUGGAGAUCCUGACGGCCAGGGCCUGUCGCUGCGACGCGUGCCGGACGUCCCGCUACUGAACGCAGGCGACGCUUCUGCGCUCAAGAACAUGCGUCAAAUUUGGAUCCCUUCCCGCUGCCUGGAUGACAUUGAACUCGCGAGAAGAUGUUCACAUCAAAGCCUUACGGUCCAAUUUAAGUUUGGUCGAGAAUUUGUUGCACGGUUCACAAUAAGCACAAGCCACAAACAAGACGAAGGAUUGUGAAAUCAGCAAAUAUUUAUUUGUUUGACUUGAGUGAUAUUUUGUAACCAUUGGUGGAACGAACCAAUAAGUGUUUGAAAUGGCUGUACAAGAGUUUUUGCAUUUUACAUUG
Messenger RNA from Syngnathoides biaculeatus (alligator pipefish), 1415 nucleotides. It is a transcript of the gene gpha2, whose product is annotated as glycoprotein hormone subunit alpha 2. The record is from RefSeq and is a predicted model, not a curated record. Gene Ontology annotation, cellular component: extracellular region. Lineage: Eukaryota; Metazoa; Chordata; Actinopteri; Syngnathiformes; Syngnathidae. Gene Ontology annotation, biological process: cell surface receptor signaling pathway. Gene Ontology annotation, molecular function: hormone receptor binding; hormone activity. The transcript has 6 exons. Bases 708 to 1121 code for a protein of 137 amino acids.